Globicephala melas (long-finned pilot whale) is the source of this 1987-nucleotide messenger RNA. It is a transcript of the gene MED21, whose product is annotated as mediator complex subunit 21. Lineage: Eukaryota; Metazoa; Chordata; Mammalia; Artiodactyla; Delphinidae. The record is from RefSeq and is a predicted model, not a curated record. Gene Ontology annotation, cellular component: mediator complex. Gene Ontology annotation, molecular function: transcription coregulator activity. Gene Ontology annotation, biological process: regulation of transcription by RNA polymerase II.
AAACCCAAGCAGAAAUGGCUGAACAUCUACCUGAAGUCUCUGUGGAGCUACUGAAAACUGUAAGGAAUGUAACGACAGGACAACAGGAUGGAAGUUGGGUUGUAAUAGGAGUUGCUUCAGAGUGGUUCUACCCCAAGUGCCCAAAUUCUCUUCAAUCAGGCUACAAAACUUAGUAUUCUCCCUUCAUGGGUGCUGUCAUUCAUCCCUCUGUAUCCAGCCAGGCACCAAUCCGUGUGAAUUUUUCCUUCAAAACUAGCCUUGUCUUCUCUUCUCAGGCUCAACACCCUAGUCUAGGCCCAACUCACCUCAUUUUUGAAUAACUGCAGACCCCUCCUCCUUGUGAGCCCCUGGCUUAUUCAUCUUUGCAAACCCAGCACCCACAUAACUUUCUGGCAGGUGGCAGACAUUCAGUAAGGAACACUCUCAGCUGGGGGUGAGAAGAGAGGGUCACAAGCUUACCCCAUAUUACAGUUAAAUUAGAAUUCUCUCAAUAAUCUCAUUAAGGGGGGAGGUGCCUCACUUGUAGAGGUUCCCAAUUAGGUCCCAGCAGUUAUGUCGAUUGUUUGGAGGUGGGGUCGUGUGGUGGUGAAGCAGAAGUGGAGCUUCCCAGCUAGGCCUGGAGUAGAUCCCACAAGCCAAGCUCCCAACGGAGAGUUUUCUCCAUCCUCCCCCAACCCCAGGAAGGUAAUCAGGGAUAAUCAGCCUGAGCAGGAGGGUCUGUGAGUUUGUCUCAAGUCCACAAAGCAGUCAUUAGCUGAUUCCAGCCUCAUUUCUUUCCAGACUAUCCCCAGCUCUAACUUUCCUUAAAUACCAAGUUUCAACCAUCACUCUUCACACUGAAACCCUCAAUAGGUACCAAGUCUAAGCCUAAAUUGCACAGCUUAUCUUUUUUAAAACUGAACAUACCGCACCUACGCACCUGGCUUAUUUUCCAGGAACCUCCUCUUUUCCCACUACCUUCUCCUCUUUCCCACUGUGAAACUUCCACUCUCUUCUCCACCAACCCUGCUCUGUUCCUUACCGAGUUUCUCGCAGUCACACAAACAAGCGAUGCUGAUUACACCUUACCUCUUACCUUACCGUCUUCCUCCUCUCACUUUUGCCCACAAGACCUAUGUUUUCCAUAAUCUUCCAACACGGCCAUUACAGCUCAGUUUAGUACUAGUUUUGGACACUUUCCAUCUCACGUGUGUCAGCUGCCCCAGCACACCCACAUUUAAAUACGCAUCCAGGCGUUCCGCACCCAAAAGCAACGGAGGGGCACCCGAACACAGCCCGUCCUGAUUACUUGCUGAAUUUUAAUUUGGAAUUCUUGACACUCAGGUCGGUACCGUGACUCCCAAGUAUUCUUUAGUUGUUUGCUGUGUAUGUUUUGUGGUCCAUGCAAGUAUUCAAGGCGAUGUUUAUAAAUGGAUACAAGGGAGGAUAGGGAAAAUUACUUUUAAAAACCGCAUAAUCCAACAAUCUCUGUAAAGUGUUUAACACCUAAAAGCCACGAAAAAGUAUUUUGGCACCCCAAGCAAAGUGGGCCCUGUACAGUCCCCGCGUUACUGAACGUGCGCACAGCUGAGUCGCCCCAGGUGGGAGUAGUCCAUAUAAAGUAGGCCUCCGGAAAGUCCCGCCCACUCCGCGCCGGGCGUGGAGUAAGGCUUGACUCCACCCACUCCAAGAACGCAGCCCUGUGAUUGGCCAUGACGCAUCCUAGAGCUGCCCAAUUGCGUACGAGCAGCUACUCUCGCGUUUCUUUGUUUGCGGGAGGAACAUGGCGGAUCGGCUCACGCAGUUGCAGGACGCCGUGAACUCGCUUGCGGAUCAGUUUUGUAAUGCCAUUGGAGUGUUGCAGCAGUGUGGUCCUCCUGCCUCUUUUAGUAAUAUUCAGACAGCCAUUAACAAAGAUCAGCCAGCUAAUCCUACAGAAGUACCAUCUUUCUCUAGAAUAUGCCCAGCUUUUUGCAGCGUUGAUUGCACGAACAGCAAAAGACAUUGA